Messenger RNA from Hipposideros armiger (great roundleaf bat), 3663 nucleotides. It is a transcript of the gene MMEL1, whose product is annotated as membrane metalloendopeptidase like 1. Lineage: Eukaryota; Metazoa; Chordata; Mammalia; Chiroptera; Hipposideridae. The record is from RefSeq and is a predicted model, not a curated record. The transcript is spliced from 23 exons. Gene Ontology annotation, cellular component: plasma membrane. Gene Ontology annotation, biological process: protein processing. Gene Ontology annotation, molecular function: metalloendopeptidase activity. Bases 151 to 2487 code for a protein of 778 amino acids.
ACCGCUCCCAACCAGCUUCGGGCCCCUCCAGCCUCGGACAGGAACUCAGAAGCCUCUCACCGCCUCUCCCCUGCCCUGGGUGGACGCUGCCCCUGCCCUUGGCCUUGGGGUUGCUCAGCUGUGCACCGUCCCUCUUUUAGAGACUUGGUGAUGGGGAAGCCCGAAAGCCCAGUGGGGAUGGUGGAGAUGGCUGGCCCCUCGGGGCAGAAGCGCCCAGGCUUCCUGGAGGGGUUGCUGCUGCUCCUGCUGCUCCUGGCGACAGGCGCCCUGGUGACCCUGGGCCUCCUCUACGCCCACAGCAGAGGGAAGCAGCUGCCAGUCCUUACUAGCCGGCUUUGCUUCUCGCAGGAAGAGGAGAUCGCUGUAGACCGACAACCCCGAGCCGUCAAGGAGCCGGACGAGGACAAUAUCUGCACCACCCCUGGUUGUGUGAUAGCAGCCGCCAGGAUCCUCCAGAACAUGGACCUGUCCCAGGAACCAUGUGACGACUUCUACCAGUACGCAUGCGGAGGCUGGCUGUGGCGCCACGUGAUCCCUGAGACCAACUCCCGGUACAGCGUCUUUGACAUCCUGCGGGACAAGCUGGAGGUCAUCCUCAAAGGGGUGCUGGAGAAUUCCACCAGCAAGGACCGGCCGGCCGUGCAGAAGGCGAAGACGCUGUACCGCUCCUGCAUGAAUGAGAGUGUGAUAGAGAAACGGGACUCCGAGCCCCUGCUGCGCAUCUUAGAGGAGGUGGGAGGCUGGCCGGUGGCCACGGACGAAUGGAACGACACUGUAGGCCCCACCUGGGCGCUGGAGGAGCAGCUGGCUGUGAUGAACACACAGUUCAACAGGCGUGUCCUCGUCGACCUCUUCAUCUGGAACGACGACCAGAACUCCAGCCGGCAUAUCAUCUACAUAGACCAGCCCACCUUGGGCAUGCCGUCCCGAGAGUACUAUUUCAACAAGGGCAGCAACCGGAAGGUGCGGGAAGCCUACCUGCAGUACAUGGUAUCAGUGGCCACGAUGCUGCGGGCGGACAUGAACCUGUCCGAGAACAGCUACCUGGUGUGGAAGGACAUGGCACAGGUGCUGCAGCUGGAGACACAGCUAGCAAAUGCCACGGUCCCCCAGGAGGAGAGGCACGAUGUCACCGCCCUGUACCACAGGAUGGAGGUAGCAGAGCUCCAGGAUAAGUUUCACCUGAAGGGGUUUAACUGGACGCUCUUCAUACAAUCCGUGCUAUCUUCUGUGAACAUCGAGCUGCUGCCAGAUGAAGAAGUGGUGGUUUACGGCAUCCCCUAUCUCCAGAAUCUUGAAGACAUCAUCGAUGCCUACUCAGCCAGGACCAUGCAGAACUAUCUGGUCUGGCGCCUGGUGCUGGAUCGUAUCAGCAGCCUGAGCCAGCGGUUCAAGGACACACGAGCAAACUACCGCAAGGCGCUGUACGGCACCGCCGUGGAGGAAGUGCGCUGGCGAGAGUGUGUCAGCUACGUCAACAGCAACAUGGAGAGCGCUGUGGGCUCCCUGUACGUCAAGGAGGCCUUCCCUGGAGACAGCAAGACUGUGGUCAGAGAGCUCAUUGACAAGGUACGGGCAGUGUUUGUGGAGUCCCUGGAAGAGCUGAGCUGGAUGGACACAGCAUCCAAGAAGAAAGCCCAGGAGAAGGCCAUGAGCAUCCGGGAGCAGAUUGGGUACCCUGACUAUAUCUUGGAGGAGAGGAAUAAACACCUGGACGAGGAAUAUUCCAGUCUGAACUUCUCGGAGAGCUUGUACUUUGAGAAUGGCCUGCAGAACCUCAAGGCAGGUGCCCAGCGGAGCCUCAAAAAGCUGCGGGAAAAGGUGGACCAGAACCUCUGGAUCAUUGGGGCCGCCGUGGUCAACGCAUUCUACUCCCCAAACCGGAACCAGAUCGUGUUCCCCGCUGGGAUCCUCCAGCCCCCGUUCUUCAGCAAGGAGCAGCCACAGGCCCUGAACUUCGGGGGCAUCGGGAUGGUGAUCGGGCAUGAGAUCACCCACGGCUUUGACGACAACGGCCGGAACUUCGACAAGGACGGCAACAUGCUGGAUUGGUGGAGUAACUUCUCGGCCCAGCACUUCCGGAAGCAGUCGGAGUGCAUGGUCUACCAGUACGCCAACUACUCCUGGGACCUGGCAGACGGGCAAAAUGUGAAUGGGUUCAGCACCCUUGGGGAGAACAUCGCUGACAAUGGAGGGGUGCGGCAGGCGUACAAGGCUUACCGGAAGUGGGUAGCAGAAGGCGGCAAGAACCAGCAGCUGCCAGGACUGAAGAUGACCUACGACCAGCUGUUCUUCAUCAACUAUGCCCAGGUGUGGUGCGGGUCUUAUCGGCCAGAGUUCGCGGUCCAGUCCAUCAAGACUGACGUCCACAGUCCCCUGAAGUACAGGGUGCUGGGCUCCCUGCAGAACUUGGCCGCCUUCGCAAACGCGUUCCACUGCGCUCGGGGCACCCCCAUGCACCCACAGGUGCGAUGCCGCGUCUGGUAGCCUAGGCCGAGCCGCGCUGUGCGGCCCACGCCCACCCGCGUCCAGAGGCGUCCGCGAAGACAGUGCAGCUGGCGGGGAACAGCGUUCGCCCCGCGCCGGUUCCGCGCCGCGUCCGGCUUCCGCGAUCGGCCUGGAACGCAGCCGCCGCCCCCGGGCGCCCGGGGGUGAGCGUAGCCCGGCCCGGAGCCCCCUCCGCGUCUGCCCGCGAGGGUCCACGCCACCCCGCCGAAGCCCUGUAGACACGUUUAACUGUCAUCCGCCCACUCCAAAGCGCGUCUUUGUGAGAUGGCCAUGAGCUUCCAGUCGAGCUAAGUAAACGCUGCGAACAAGUCGGCUGCCUUGUCUGUCUAGGAGGCUGGGGGCACCGAUCGGCAGUGCCCGCCCGGAACGUGAGCGCCAGCUCUGUCCACCCACUGCAUCUAGCUUUGCCGCUGACAACGGCUGGCCUUGGGCAAGACGGCGGCCAUGUGGGAAAACAGCAGGGCGUUCUGGGGACGGAGGGGCUUUCCCGACAAGCCGUCCCUCCAGGGUCAAGAUGCCCCCGAGUACCGGCCCUCUGGGACCACGCAUUCAGACGGGGCAGGGGCUACUGACGGGAAGGGGCUGAGGUCAGAGGCGGAUGGAGGGACCCAGGGGUCAAAGCACAGGAUCUGGACUUGGGGUUUUAUGGCAUUGGAAGCCAGUGGAGAGGUGAAGCCACAAGGGGCCACUGUCACCCGCCCUGAGCUUUUAAAUGACCACUGGGAAGGAGGCGGACUGCAUCCAGGAGGGAGGUGGAGGUAAGCAGGAAGGCCAGCUAAGAGGCCGCUGUGGUAACCCAGGCCCCAGUCAGAGGGGUACCAGGGCGGUACUGAGACGGUCAUCUGAGCCCACUCAGACCAGAGAGUGCCGGAGAGGAGGUGCGGGGAGCAGCUCAGCUCUGGACACGUUAAGUUCCAGGUGCUUGGUUGGGGGGAGGUGAACAUACCAGCCAAGUCAGCCCCCCAGCGCCCCCAUCAGGGGGCAAAAGGCGAUUCUCACAUCAGUGAAGGUCCUUCGGGCAGACCAGCGCUUCCCCUCAGUCUCUGAUGUCCUCCCAACUCCAGUGGUCCAUGGAGUCCAUUUCCUCCCUGGAAACCCAUGUAGCUCACAUCAGCCACAGGGCAGGGCUCCGGUCCAGGACCUGGGGAGCCUCCC